Molecule: messenger RNA, 2190 nt
Organism: Rhodotorula toruloides NP11
Lineage: Eukaryota; Fungi; Basidiomycota; Microbotryomycetes; Sporidiobolales; Sporidiobolaceae
Product: vacuolar amino acid transporter 1
Exons: 5
Coding region: 1-2190 (729 amino acids)
Biological process (GO): amino acid transmembrane transport
Cellular component (GO): vacuolar membrane
Molecular function (GO): amino acid transmembrane transporter activity
Source: RefSeq, a predicted model, not a curated record
AUGACCUCCCGUCGCAUCCCCAUCCAACAGCCUCAGCGACCCGCUCAGACACAGAACACAGGCUUCAAGUCCUCCUCGCUCGACGCAGUCUUCUCCUUCCAGCGUUCGGCGCAGUUCUUCGGGGAAAACUUGCCUUCGGCUGCGUCGUUCGUCGAUCCCAGUCGGUAUCCCCGGCCGCCAGAGGAUUGGAGUAGCGGAGACGAGGACGAGGAGGAUGACGGCGACGAAGAGGAGGCGGUCGGCGGAAGAGGGAGGCGCACGCGGAGACGGGAGAUGAGCGAGACGACCGAGGACGAUGAGGAGAGCGAAGUCACCGACGGCCACGAGCCAAGCUCGAGCGAAGCAUGGCACAGCACGCACGACGGGACGGAGCAGUUGCCGCCGAACGCGGUCGUACGAGGCGGAGGCUCGAGGCGCGCGAGUGCGGCAGGAUGGAACGGCGCCGCUUCUCCUGCUACCGAGCGCAGCCCGCUUCUCGCUGCCUCUCGUCCGGCGGCCGCGGCAGCCAACGGCUCGCACCUUUCAUCGGGCGUCGACAUCACCGAAGAACCCGAGCAAGUCGUGCGGAGACGGCCGUCGACUUUCUCCAAAGAAGCGUGGAAGGCCGCUAUCGAGGAGCACCGCGGCGAGUCGACCUGGUCCCAGUCCCUCUUCAACACCGUCAACGUGCUCAUCGGCGUCGGUCUGCUGGCAGACCCGCUCGCCUUUGCCGACUCGGGCUGGAUCUUCGGGACUAUCCUGCUAGUCUUCUGCUGUCUCGUAACGAACUACACCGCCAAGAUGCUCGCCGCGAUGAUGCGCCAAGACCGCCACUCGCACACCUACGCCGACGUCCUUAUCCGCGCCUACGGCGGCAAAUACACUCCCUCGCUCAUCUACUUCCUCUUCCUCGUCGAACUCCUGACGUUCAGCGUUGCGACUGUCGAGUUGUUCGCCGACUCGAUGGCGAGCUUGUUCCCCAAAGUGGGAGCUCUCGCGUUUAAGCUUAUCUCGUAUGGCAUCCUCCUUCCCACGACCUUUCUCCCCCUCCGCAUCCUCUCCCUCACCUCCCUCAUCGGCAUCAUGUCCUCCUUCGUCCUCCUCGCCGUCCUCAUCACCGACGGAGCCGUCAAGCAUGACGCGCCGGGCAGUUUGGUCCAGGUUAUGCCGACGAGCAUCUGGCCGAGGUGGAAGCGGUUUCCGCUCAGCUUUGGGUUGUUGAUGAGUGGGUUCUCCGGUCACGCCGUCGUCCCCUCGCUCUACCGCGACAUGGCGCACCCGCAGCACUUCCCCUCGAUGAUCAACGUUGCGUACAUCAUCGCCUUCUCGACCUCGCUCGUCUUUGCCGUCCUCGGCUACCUCAUGUUCGGCAACGACGUCUCGAGCGAGAUCACGCGCGACUUGGCCAAGACGGCCGGCUACCCGGUCGUCUUGAACAAGCUCGCAGUGUGGAUGGUCGCGCUCAACCCGCUCGUCAAGUACGCGAUUGCGAACAAGCCGCUCGUACAGACGUUCGAGCACCUCGUCGGCUUGCACCACCACCACGCGCCGUCACCAAUUCCGCAACAAGCACCUCCCGCCCCCGACCCGUCCGACAGCGUCAUCGCGACCCCGAACGUCUCGCACCUCUCGCCCGCCAUCUCCUCCGCCAUCUCUUCCGCACCACUCACGACACCCGCAGAGCACGCCGCACACGAAGCGCACCAGCGCCGCGUUCGCAUACUCCGCUACACCGUCUUCCGCCCAGCACUUACCCUCCUCUGCAUCGCGGCCGCUAUCGCCAUCCCAGAGUUCGACCGCGUCCUCGCCUUCCUCGGCUCGGCCAGCGCAUUCGUCAUUUGCGUCAUCGGACCAGUCGGGGCGUACUUGAUCGUCGGUAAGAAGCGCGAGCCUGGAGCGCCCGGGAUGAGGAAGAGGAGGAAGAGCUCGGUGAGCGCGGCAGCGGGAGGGCGGUACGGCGCGCUCGUUGCGCAAGUGGGUUCAAAGCCGGCUGUCCCAUCGCCGCUCAGCUCGAGCUUUGGGCAGAGCGAUCUCGAGCGGCGCAGGCGGUCCAAGGCGUUCGAAGCGGGCGCGGCGGACAGCGAACGCGAGCUCGUCGUCGAGGGAGCGGAGCGAGCUCUGUGUUGGGUGUUGUUGGUCGUGUCGGUGCUCAUGGCGACUGUCGGAACGGUCUGGUCUUUCUUGCCGGUCGAGGAGGCGGGGUUGCAGUAG